Messenger RNA from Magallana angulata, 4055 nucleotides. Its product is annotated as solute carrier organic anion transporter family member 4C1-like. Lineage: Eukaryota; Metazoa; Mollusca; Bivalvia; Ostreida; Ostreidae. The record is from RefSeq and is a predicted model, not a curated record. Gene Ontology annotation, cellular component: membrane. Gene Ontology annotation, biological process: transmembrane transport; sodium-independent organic anion transport. Gene Ontology annotation, molecular function: protein binding.
UGUGCAGACACGUAAAGUUGGUACAUUUAUAAAGAGUAGGCUAAGAUAAAAUAUUGGCACACCCCACGGGCCUCUGGGGUUUUUUUUUCACAAUGGUGUCCAAUAUCUGAAACCUGACACUGUGCGAGCCCUGCCCCGUACAAGGUCCUCAAAACUUAUCCGCAAUUUCACGCCCGAUUUCUACGGAGUCAAAUGGAGCUUGCGCUACUCUGUACCUUCUUUAGUAUGGUCCAAUUAAUCAAGUAUAAACACAGCUUGCUUAUAAAGUUUUUGACAUAUCAGAUUACGAACUUAAUGUAAAUACAAUGGAAUGUUUGUUGUUCUAUCGUGAAAUUGGCUGAAUACAACCAAAUCCAAAGGGUCGAUGUCCAUUGCAAGGGUCUUUGCCCAUCUUAUUGAAUGUUCAUAUCGGUGUAUCCCUUUUCAAACAUUGCAGACGUUGUUGUCAGUCAAAUCGUUCCUUGCCCUGGCGCAAAUCUCGUUGAAAAAAUAUUUGAGCAGCCUAUCUUCAUUGUCAGCAGAUCUUUUGCAAAUAUCAUUAAAAAAGCUUUAUUCAAACAUCCUCCUUUUUUAACGACAGAUGCCUUGUAUCCGAGGCGGGAUUUUUUGUUCCGAAUUAGUAUAUUACAGUCUGAGUCAGUGCUGGCGUAAGGAACGGUUUGAAAUCUCGCGCUGUGUCGAGUUUCUCGUCGUUGUCACAAUUAAUCUCUGUCCUCUAUAUCUAAUAUCGCCCUGUACGACGGAAGUCAAGUCUCGUUUGGUCUAGCGAAGUGUGUCAGCGCAGUGCUUCUCACCUGGCCAAUUCGGAUAUAUACAAAGUCAUGUAGUGUGAAUAUUUUGACAGUUGUUGCGCGAAAUCUGACAACGAUGGCGCUCAACUCGCCUCACACGGGCAAGCGGACGCCUUCGUCCGUCGAUGAUGUGGAAGAGUUACUUCCCUUGACGGAAUCGGAUUUUGAAGUCAUGUCCGAAACAGAAUCGUCUGGAAAGGACGCAUGUGUAAAUGGAGAUAUAAGAAACGGCAAAAUGUCUGUGAAACCUCUACCUAUGAAAAUGGAUGAGGAGUCUACCAAAGAUAUCAAAUGCGGAUAUGGACCAUAUUCACCAAACUGUAUGCAGAAAUUCAACAAUCCCAAAGCACUGCUGUUCUUCUUGAGCUGUUUUUGUAUGUUGCAAGGUUUUGUAGUCAACGGUAUAAAUAAUGUCAACACGACGUCGGUGGAGCGGCGCUUUGAGCUGCCCAGCUCCAGGGUCGGCUCCAUCUCUAGCGCCUACGACAUCUCGGCGGGAAUACUGGGGGUCAUCAUCUCGUACUUCGGCUCCGGGAAAAACAAGCCCCGGAUGGUGGCCUCAGCCUGCCUGUUCAUGUCCCUGGGGUCGUUCAUCAUGGCCCUCCCUCACUUUAUUACGGGCUUGUACGAAUAUGGCCAGAAUGUGGCGGAAUCUUGCCGAGAUCCAGCGACAGCAGCUCUCAGUGAGAACUCGUGCUCCGCGGACGCGGAGAAUUACCUGCAACACUUCCUGUACGUGUUCCUGCUGGGUCAGGUCAUGCACGGGGUCGGGGGAACCACCCUGUACAUAGUGGGCGUGGCCCUGGUUGACGACAGUGUCCCGUCCUCGGCCUCCCCCUUAUACGUCGGAAUAAUGUAUUCCUUUUCCACCUUGGGUCCCGCGUUAGGAUACGUAAUAGGGGGACAAUUGCUUAACCUCUAUGUGGAUUUCUAUGAGGUUGAAAGCGUGUCGAUAACCCCAAAGGAUCCCCGAUGGGUAGGCGCAUGGUGGGUGGGGUUUGUCGUUGCGUCUUUGCUGUUUUUAGUCGUUUCAAUUCCAUUGUUUGGUUAUGGAAAAGAAUUACCAACGGCUCAGCACGUAAGAGAAACGCGGGUAACAGAAACCCACAACGACAACACAACAGAAAAAGCUGUCAAAGAGUUGGGGGCGUCCAUCAAGGACAUGCCGCGAUCGUUUUGGAUCCUGAUGAAGAAUCCUGCCUUCUUGUUCAUUUCACUGGCGGGGACCUUCGAGGGAUUUUCUACAUCUGGAAUGGCCACAUUCCUACCGAAACUUAUCCAGAACCAGUUUGGCACAUCCGCUGCUUGGGCGGCAAUUCUCAGCGGUCUAGUAGCUGUUCCUGGUGCCGCGGGCGGUCAGUUUGUCGGAGGGAUAAUUUGUAAGAAGAUGAAGCUGAAAGUAAAAGGCAUGCUACGUCUGAACGUCAUCGUCUGUAUACUUGCGCUUCUUCUUGACGCUGUCGUCUGGGUGCGAUGUGAUCUAGAGGACAUCGCGGGCGUCACAGUUGGCUAUAAUCAAGGGGAGGACGUUGAUGGUCUCAUAUCUGCGUGUAACAAUAACUGUUCUUGCAGCACGGCGCUAUACGAGCCGGUAUGCAGCGAGCACAAUGUGCAGUACUUCUCGCCGUGUCACGCCGGGUGUUCUGGGAAGGCUCGGGACGACGGGACGUAUUCAAACUGUUCUUGCGUUGCUGCGUUCAACCACAGCGUUUCCCAUCUGUCACAGUCCACCGUUAGGAAAGGGAAGUGUAACUCCGAGUGCUAGUUGUACAUCUUUCUCCCCAUUUUGCUGUUGUCCAUCUUUUUCCGAUUCAUUGAAUCGCCUCCUUCCGUGGCUGUUACAUUAAGAUGUAUACAUGACAGUCAGCGGACGUUCGCACUAGGUAUUCAGUGGUUCAUUGCCAGACUCCUAGGAAUGGUUCCGGGACCAAUUUUCUUUGGGGCCAUCAUCGACGGUACCUGUUUAGUGUGGCAAGAGAAAUGCAAGGAGAGGGCUUCCUGUUGGAUUUACGACAAUGAGGCGCUCAGUCGGAACUUCUUUGUGAUACUCGUCUGUGUGAAGACUCUAGCGGCCAUUAUGUUUAUACUGGCCUACAAGUUCUAUAACCCGCCCGCCGACAAGUUGCCCAAUGUUAGUACGACAGUGAAAAAUCACAGUACUGAGAAUGGGACAGGGCCACCAAGGAAAGAUAACUCCAGUGUUUCAGACUCGGUUUCCGAGCGAACUUCCACGUUUUAAAGGAAUCGUCCGUUAGUUGUCCUUAAUUUAUUUUAAUUUAAAGUUCAUCUGCAUAUAAUCCUCAUUUGACAGUCAGUGUCAAGCCCAACUCUGUCACAUGAUUCUCUAGCAUUCCUGUUGUGUGUUCACAGUUUAUAAAUCUGUGAUUGUUAUUACAAUUUCGAUAAUCCAAGAGAGACGCAAAGAUUGUGGUGACGCCCAUUUUCAAUAUGAUUUGGGUGCAAUUAAAAGGACGCGUCAAAAUUGAACAAAUAAAGCCACACUUGUACAGAUUUGGUUUUUUUUUUCAAAACGACGCUUAAAUUCGAAGAUUCGAUGAUGUUGGUGACAUUGUUUGAAACCUGAAUGUGAAUUAAACGCUGAAAUCUGUGACGCAGAUGCGCAACCCAAUGUGACGCAAUACAAGUGAGACGCUGUAAUUUUAUUCAGCAUUGGAAUUUAGGGGGCGUUACAAUAGUGGAAACGUCGUCGCUUAGUGUGCAAGCCAGAAUUUGUAAAUCUUGCAUGAAAAAAAUCUUUUUUCCAUGAAGUUUCAUUAUUGUUGAUUCUAAGUACUUACAUAUAUAUUUCUUGUGUGCUGGUUCACAAAUGAAAUAUGUAGUUUGUUAUUGUACUUACUUUGCAAUGUACAUAUUUCCAUAAUCUAUACUGGAACUUGUGCUGUGAUAUUUUAUAUCAACAUCUUUAAAGACAAAGCAGGUUAAAUUACAUUUUUUUACCAGUUGAAUGCCACAAGAUUUUUAUUUUUUUAUUAGAAUGGUUCAGCUGUUUAUUUCUCAAUUGAUUUGCGGACAACAUUUGUACGUCCAACUCAGCAUAAUGAUAUUUUGUUUGAAAUACUCUAUCAUCACCUCAGAAUGUUCAUGAAAAAGAAGUUAUGGCGUCGACUGUAUAGACGCAGACGUUCAGUUGGUAGAAGGUGCUGACUUGCUUGAUUAUUGAUUGUUUUUAAGUUAUUAAUGUCAGAAUUAUGAAAGAUUUUAUUUUUACAAUAAAAACUUUUCCAUGAGGAAAAAAGAACUCAA